Fomitopsis serialis is the source of this 1363-nucleotide messenger RNA. RefSeq lists its product as uncharacterized. The record is from RefSeq and is a predicted model, not a curated record. Gene Ontology annotation, molecular function: ubiquitin protein ligase binding. Gene Ontology annotation, cellular component: cytoplasm. Gene Ontology annotation, biological process: regulation of proteolysis; proteasome-mediated ubiquitin-dependent protein catabolic process. Bases 85 to 1293 code for a protein of 402 amino acids. The transcript has 7 exons. Lineage: Eukaryota; Fungi; Basidiomycota; Agaricomycetes; Polyporales; Fomitopsidaceae.
CAUCGCUGCAUGUCAGCGCUAGAAUCCAAGCCUCGUGUCUCGGCCUCAUGCGUGCGGCGUUGCAUAACGAGGGUCUAGACAGAUAUGCCCGACCUUGAUUCUGCCGUGGCAUCGAUAUCGCCUGCUGGGUCCAGACAGGAUAUGGACCGCAAGUCGUCGAGAGAAGAUGCCAUUCGCUCAGCAUUGCUCUCAUCGAUUGCGACCGGUAGCUUCGUAGACACCAGGUUCUACCUUCCGUCCCGCCGCUCGCGCGCUGGGUACGUUACAGACUUGCGAGCCGUAUAUGCGAACAGCAUGCUAUUUCGGAGGGCAUCGGAUGUAUUCGACAAUAUGCUUACUGGUGGUUUUGCUGAAAGCAUGUCGACAAGCUUCGAUGGCGAACCUCCCUCCGGGCAAGAAGUGUCCAUGGACGAAUACGGUUAUGAAACAGACAGCGAUCUUGACGAUACUGAAGACGAUGAGUCGGUAGACAAUGCGGCAGACCAUGUGGUUUCUGUCACUGCCACUCCGCAGUCAGUGCAGCCAGUGCAGUCAGUGCAGUCAGUGCAGUCAGAGAAUGUCGAAAGCAACGGGAUCACUGUCAGUGGUGACGGCGAUAUUGGUGAGAUCACGGAUCAUCAACACACUCAGAAUCUACGCACCGUCGGCCCUCGAGAAGCUCAGGCAGCUUCGGCUUCGGCUUCGGCCUCAUGCCCCUACGGACCAUGUACAGGUCGGACCGUCGUCGUCAAAGAUAUGGCGCAUAAAACAUGGAUCGCUCUCAUCGCUUACAUCUACACGGGAAGCAUUGAAUUUUCCCCGCUGCGGUCAAGCUCAGCAUCUCCGCCAGGCGAUCAUGGUAGUCAGAACAGAACUUCUUCUGUUGCGUGCUCGCCGAAGUCGAUGUACCGCCUUGCAGACAAGUACGGUCUCGAAGACCUUCAAGGAAUGGCUCUCAAACAGAUACGGUCGGGACUCAGUACGGACAACAUACUCAAAGAGCUAUUCUCAACGUUCACUUCCAGAUAUCCCGAGGUUCAGCAAAUUCAAGUGGACUUCCUGUGCGACAGUAUGCAGAUCUCGGACGUCAUGGCCUCGAUGCCCGGAUGGAUGGCCGUUAUGGCUCAAGGCCAUUUACCCCAUAGCCAGAAUGUGAUGUCGACUCUGUUGCUCACCAUGGCCACGAAGAUUCAGUCUUCAACAGCGUCAAAGGACGAGCUACGCCGGUGCCCGCGUUGUGUCGAUGGAAGCCGCGAGUUGACAUUCUCAUCGUGCGGCCAUACAUACAACAGACCUCUCAACAGAAAGAAAUAGCACGGGGAUCAUCGACCGUCCGGCGCCGCGCGGUUAUGUCAUUUGUUAUCGAAGUUGUGUAAGAGCGGCG